Protopolystoma xenopodis is the source of this 864-nucleotide messenger RNA. The record is from the annotation of a GenBank genome assembly. NCBI's taxonomy places the organism in Eukaryota, Metazoa, Platyhelminthes, Monogenea, Polystomatidea, Polystomatidae.
AUGGCUUCUCUCCAAGUGACUAAUUCAUUUGGCUAUGGCUAUGAUGAGUCUGUCAAGGCUGGCCACCGUGUAGAUGAGUCUACUAUGCAAGGCCGACAGAAACGCCAUCAUUCUAGGGCCUCAUCUAGUAGCUUUUUGCUGAGCCAACUGACAGCCAACCGAGUGGUAAACCCUGCUACCACUUCCGUGAUCUCUGCGAUAACCAACACCGUGGCCACGUCGCAUGGAUCAACUACUCUUCCGGGGCGUCAGCCCCCACCCGUUAGUCCUGCCCCACCGCCCCCUACGCAUAUGAUAUCAAAUACUGGAGACCCGGCUGAAAUGACUAGCCUGAUAAAUGACUAUGCGAGACAGCAGCACCAACAACUACAACAAUUGCCGCAGCCACAACAACAGCUACAAUUGCAACUACAACAAUCUGUCGUAUCAGCCUAUAAUAAGCCGUGUGAGGUCAACGGAGGACUUGGCCGGGCUCCUUUGCAUUCUGGCCAGUGCACCGCCUCUUACUAUCCAGGACUUGCUGGAUCACCACUGCCAGAGAUUCCUAUAGCCAACUCAUCCUUAGCCUACCAGGAUCAUCUUCAAGCAUAUGUACAGCAUCAACAACAACAGCUCUCAUCGUUGGGACAGCAACAUCAACCCACUGGGAGCGUUGUAUCCGGCUAUCAUCCUGCCUCGGUGGCUUACUUUAGUCCUAAUGCACUUUUCUCUCCUGGGUGGCAACCAACGCAUGAUCAAAUUAAUAUGCAUCAUCCUGCGGGGGGUACUAUCCUUGAGCAUCCAGGAAUGAAGCGAGAGCCGCCAAGUGGGGGUUCUGUCCAUGAUGGCACGGAUGGUAUGUGCACAAACUAUCCAAUAUAUUAA